Nerophis lumbriciformis (worm pipefish) is the source of this 3547-nucleotide messenger RNA. Its product is annotated as immunoglobulin superfamily member 3-like. Gene Ontology annotation, cellular component: membrane. NCBI's taxonomy places the organism in Eukaryota, Metazoa, Chordata, Actinopteri, Syngnathiformes, Syngnathidae. The record is from RefSeq and is a predicted model, not a curated record.
AAAGACAGAGAGGUAUACUUGGCAAGCGGAUUCAGGAUGCUGAGCUCCCUUUUAAGCUUUUGGACGUCUUCUUUGCUCUUCUGCAUGGGCCCUCUUUUGCAUUGUGGAGAAGCCCAGGUCCUGACUGAGGUCCAGGCUGGUCCUCUUUAUCGAAUGGCGGGCUCCCGUCUCUCCAUUUCUUGCAACGUGAGCGGCUUCACCGAUGUCAGCUCUCAAAAGGACUUUGAGUUCCGUGUGACCAAGCCAUUCACGGACAACGAGCUGAACAUCAUCAGUACCAGUGACCCAACAUUUGGCUACACCGUGUACCGAAACAGAGGUAACGACAUCACCUUGUCGCACGUUACACCCAACUCUGUUCUCUUUGAGAUACAAAGUCUUCGGAAAGACGACGAAGGGAAGUACAACUGUUUUGUGGUCAACCCGUAUACAGUUUACAAAGGAACCUACGAUGCAACGACCGUUGUGAAAGUGAUUGACAACUCCUUAAGAGUUUCAUCAACUGACUCGACCAGGCUGAGCCAUAACGAGGGUGAAGCGCUCACCCUGACAUGCCGAGCCUCCAGCGACACCAUCCAGCAUACCCAUCUGUCCGUAGCCUGGUAUGUCCACAGAGAGAACCAGGACAACGCACAGCUCAUCUUGUCCCUGGAUAGAGACUUCACGUUAAGGCCCGGUCAAGAGUUCCGAGGGCGUUACCAAGCCGGGUUCAUCAGGUUGGAUAAAGUCGGAGAGGCCACUUACAGGCUGAGGAUGGAACAACUGGAAGUGUCGGACCGUGGCCGGGUCUACUGCCAGGCCCAAGAGUGGAUCCAGGAUCCUGACCUCUCCUGGUACUCGCUCGCACAGAAGACUGCGGGGGACACAACACUGGAUGUCAAAGGAAGAGAGUUGGUCCCAGACAAGCCCUCUGUGGUGGUGAGAUUAUCUGCACAGCAGUUAUCUCUGCAGGAGGGGCAGGAGCUCCUCCUAACCUGCAGUGUUGACACGCAGAACCUGGAGGAAAAGUUUUUCUCUGUAGCUUGGCACCGCGCAGGUGUGGAGAUGGCUCGAAUCGGUCCCACGGGGGUCCUGUCUGUGACACCUGAGUACAGUCUGCGAGAGAAACAAGGAGAGCUCAGAGCCAGCAAGACUGGGGACGGAGAUUACCGUCUCGUAUUGCAGCCUGUUAGCACUGACGACCAGGGAGAGUACAUGUGCAGAGUGUGGCCCCAAGAAAGAGGACAACGUGGCGCCUUUGUGCAAGGAGCUGCCCAAGACUCCAUCUCUCUGCAAGCUAGCAUCUCUGCUACAGAGUUGGUCCCAGACAAGCCCUCUGUGGUGGUGAGAUUAUCUGCACAGCAGUUAUCUCUGCAGGAGGGGCAGGAGCUCCUCCUAACCUGCAGUGUUGACACGCAGAACCUGGAGGAAAAGUUUUUCUCUGUAGCUUGGCACCGCGCAGGUGUGGAGAUGGCUCGAAUCGGUCCCACGGGGGUCCUGUCUGUGACACCUGAGUACAGUCUGCGAGAGAAACAAGGAGAGCUCAGAGCCAGCAAGACUAGGGACGGAGAUUACCGUCUCGUAUUGCAGCCUGUUAGCACUGACGACCAGGGAGAGUACAUGUGCAGAGUGUGGCCCCAAGAAAGAGGACAACGUGGCGCCUUUGUGCAAGGAGCUGCCCAAGACUCCAUCUCUCUGCAAGCUAGCAUCUCUGCUACAGAGAGUGACCUCAGCCUGACCUGCACUCCUGCCCUGAUAAGAAACAUCAACAGUGACAUAACCAUAAAAUGCUCUGUUAUGUCAUCUCGCCCUGGAUUGUCUCGCUACGCCGUCACCUGGAUUCUCCAGAAACCGGCCCAAAAUGUCAUCAUUGCCAGCUCAGAUCGAGACUCCUCAGUAAAGUUUGGGCCCACGGUGAAUGUGGUCCACGGCCAGCGGAUCAGCGUCCGACGUACUGAGGGUCCUAGUUUUGAGUUGACCGUUCGAGAUACUGAGACCUCAGACCAAGGUUCUUACGUCUGCGAGGUCGUGGAGUGGCUGCAAAAUUCUCGUGGCAAAUGGCACCGCCUCACCUCGGUCUAUGGAAGCACACAGCUGACACUCAUUAAACCUGCCAAUGAUCUGCGUUUGGAUACCACGGAGACAUGGCUCUCUGCAAGGGAAGGAGACGAAGUGCAGCUCAAGUGUGACUUGAUUACAGAAACCUCUGGUCCUCCUCUUUUCUACAAACUCACUUGGUUCUACACCGGGCAUGGUUCUCCGACCGUGAACAACCAGCUACUGGAGCUUGAUCGCAGUGGCAUACUGCGGUACCCUAGCAACGAGGGGCUUCACGGCCUGCAGAGGAGGCUGCGUCUCUCUAGACACAAGCCAAGCAGCUUUGGCCUCGAGAUUCAAAGGGUCCAUGAGCGGGAUAGUGGCACCUACCAUUGUCGGGUGGAGCAAUACCAGCUCGGACUUCACGGUCAAUGGCAGCAGAAGGCUUCAGUCGACGGUGUUCCAAUUAUGUUGUCUGUAAAUGUUACAGACAACAACUUGUCCCUCAUACGGAAAGAGUUGGAGUUUAAUGUGAGCACAGGGCAGAAUUUUACCAUCCCCUGUCAUGUCGCCACCCGGUCCAGCCAGGAGUCCAAGUUCCAGGUCACCUGGUUUUGGCAGCAGGAGAGCCACAGCCAAUGCUAUCCUCUGUUUACAUCAUAUCGCAACUCCACCUUACACGAUAGGGCAGGGUGGGGUGAGAGACUCAGACGAAUAUUCAGCCAUGAUUCGCCCAACCAUUUUGCGCUCACCGUGUCAGAGCCGACCCUUGCAGAGAGUGGCCUUUAUUCCUGUGAGGUCCAAGAGUGGCUGCCUACUCUCUCCCACGGCUGGAGGAAGGUGGGGGUGGAAAAUUCAGGCUAUUCAACUGUCACCGUCUAUUCACAAGGCCAGAAUGACGCUCUCUCUGGAUGUUAUUCCGGCAUGUUGAUCGGUGUUUUUGUGGCCAUUGUGCUGAUCUCCUUGCUGGUCAUAUUUGUGUUGGUGCUCAAGCUGAAGCGAGCCAAGCACUCAAGCAAGAAGUCAGCAGACCUGCGUUGCCGCGUCACGAGCUGUGUGUCUCGUCUUCCCGCUUCCCUGACUGCCUCUUGGAUCUCGACCUACCGCCUGGACACGGACAUUCGACGCCUCGCUAUAGCCGCCGACCUUCUGCCUGCUCACGGACCUCCGGCCCAGCUUUACCCUCUUGGACUCCCGCCUCGUGCUCACCACUCCCGCCUUCAGGUCGCCAUGGCAACAUCAUCAGAUGAGGAAACCAAAUCAAAACUUGCAGAUACCUAAGCAGCUCCAGCCGUUGGGGAGAUUGUGUCUAUUUGCCCGGCCAGCCUGCAAGAAGACACGUCCAGGAGGAUGUCCAAUCAAACACAGCCUCGCAGCAAACAGACAGUUUGAUGAGACGUCUUCAUCAGCCGUGGUUUGGAUGCUCCUCUUCCCGUAUUCACCGGCCACAAUGCUCCUGUGAGCCCAUCAACUGCCGCCAGCGUUUGUCUAUGUCUCGUCUUUGUGUGUGGUUAUGUGUGUGUGUGUGUGU